AUGGGCGGCUCCGAGCGCGGCUGGAGCCUGUCCUUCGCGGGCUGCGGCUUCCUGAUCUUCUACCACCUCGGGGCCACCCGCUGCCUGGGCGAGCGCGCCCCGCACCUCCUCCGCGACGCGCGCAUGUUCUUCGGGAGCUCGGCCGGGGCGCUGCACGGCGUCACCUUCCUCUCAGGCCUCCCUCUCGACCACACUCUGCAGGUCCUCGCAGGCCUCGUCCACUCGGUCAGGAGCCGGGCCCUGGGCGUCCUGCACCCGUCCUUCAGCAUGGUCCGCUUCCUCCGCGAGGCCCUGCACAGGCACCUCCCGCCCGACGUGCACACGCUCAUCUCGGGCAGAAUGUACAUCUCGCUCACCCGCGUGUCCGACUGGGAGAACGUGCUGGUGUCCGACUUCCGGUCCAAAGACGAAGUGGUGGACGCCUUGGUCUGCUCCUCCUUCAUCCCCUUCUUCUUCGGCUUCAUCCCUCCAACCUUCAGAGGCGUGCGGUACGUGGAUGGAGGGUUUAGCAACUCUAUACCCUCCCUGGAUGACAAAGCGACCAUCACCGUGUCGCCCUUCCUCGGGGAGCAUGACAUCUGUCCUAAGGUCAAGUCCACGAACUUCCUGCAUCUGGACCUGUACAAGCUCAGCCUCCGCUUCUGCUUGGAGAACGUCUACCUGCUCAACAAAAUCCUGUUCCCGCCGGAUAUCAAGGUGCUUGGAGAGAGAUUCCUGCAAGGGUACUUGGAUGCGGCCAGAUUCCUGGAAGAAAAAGGCAUCUGUGACGGGCCCCGGCCAAGCCCGGGGGUGCCCUCCGGAGCGCCCGAGUUCCUCCCGUUCUCCUGGGAAACCACGGGCCCCGAGGCCUCCCCCGGGGCGGCUGCCUGGCAGAGGAGCCCUGAGGUGGCCGAGCUGCUGACCCACCUGCGUGCCCACCUCCUGCCCAGGGACGAGAGCCUCCUGGAGACCCUGCCGCCCCCGCUCAUCGCAGGGCUGUGUGAGGCGCUGAAACCCCGCGGGGGCUGCCUGAGCAAGCUCUGCAGCCUCCUGCCGGUGAAGGUCAUGUCGUACGUGAUGCUGCCCUGGACGCUGCCCGUGGAGUCCGCGGUGGCGGUGGUGCAGAGACUGGUGCUGUGGCUUCCCGACAUCCCUGCCGACGUCCAGUGGCUGCUGUCCACACCCUUCCAGGUUUGUUCUCGAGGGUGA
Pipistrellus nathusii (Nathusius's pipistrelle) is the source of this 1188-nucleotide messenger RNA. NCBI's taxonomy places the organism in Eukaryota, Metazoa, Chordata, Mammalia, Chiroptera, Vespertilionidae. The record is from the annotation of a GenBank genome assembly.